Messenger RNA from Talaromyces rugulosus, 1305 nucleotides. RefSeq lists its product as uncharacterized. The coding region runs from base 1 to 1305 and encodes 434 amino acids. The record is from RefSeq and is a predicted model, not a curated record. Gene Ontology annotation, biological process: transmembrane transport. The transcript has 2 exons. Gene Ontology annotation, cellular component: mitochondrial inner membrane. NCBI's taxonomy places the organism in Eukaryota, Fungi, Ascomycota, Eurotiomycetes, Eurotiales, Trichocomaceae.
AUGAACAGUGAACCGCCAGAUCAUGCUUCACUCGAGUCGUCACCAACAAGUAUUGCUCUCUAUCACCAGGUUGCGCAGCCAACGAGAAUAAGCAGCCCGUCUGCAUCAUCACGCGCAAACGGGCUUCCAGUCCUGGAAGCGGCUCCGCCUCAAAACAUGUCAACCGCGGCUACGACGACGACGACGGCCUCGGACGAGGCUGUAUCGCAGAAGCUCGUGGAGACACCGUUGAAUGCCCGCAAGCCGGUCGAUAAGCGCAGUCUUGAAUAUGUGUCGCGAAGUGGAUUGGCAGGAGGGAUAGCGGGUUGUGCUGCAAAAACAGUCGUCGCUCCUCUUGAUCGCGUCAAAAUCUUGUUCCAGGCGUCCAAUCCUCAGUUUGCCAAAUACUCUGGAAGUUGGUCCGGGUUAGCGAUGGCGAUGCGUGACAUCAAGCGAUUUGAAGGCGCUCGAGGUUUAUACAAGGGUCAUUCGGCGACGCUGCUACGAAUAUUUCCAUAUGCGGCGAUCAAAUUUCUUGCAUACGAACAGGUUAGGGCAAUUUUCAUUCCGACCAAAGAUAAAGAGACCCCGUUUCGGCGCUUGAUCUCGGGAAGCCUGGCUGGGGUAACCUCGGUGUUUUUCACAUAUCCCCUCGAAGUCAUCAGGGUUCGGUUAGCGUUUGAGACGAAAAAGACGUCUCGCUCGUCCUUUAGAACCAUUUGUUCGCAGAUAUAUCAUGAACAAGCCUCGUCGCGGCCCGUCGCGGCGGCGACGGCAUCUGGAAACGGCUCUUCGACUGCCAUGGCCACAGCGCAGACUGUUUCUUCGUCUAUAAAAGCGGUCACUCCUCGAACCGGUCUUGCCAAUUUUUACCGAGGAUUUGCGGCAACAGUGGUGGGCAUGGUUCCAUAUGCUGGUGUGUCGUUCUUGGUUCACGAUACGAUCGGGGAUGUUCUCCGCACGCCAAAUUUUGCGCCAUACACAACAAUGCCAAAGUCAGAGACCCCAUCGCCGUCCAAGGACCAGCCUGGCAAGCUCCGUGUGCAGCUUACCGCCUCCGCCGAGCUCUUCUCUGGCGCGGUUUCUGGCCUUGUGGCACAAACCUCGUCAUACCCGCUCGAGAUUAUCCGUCGGCGAAUGCAGGUCGGCGGUGCCAUGGGCGAUGGUAAACGACUCAACAUGGCCGAGACCGCCCGGAAAAUCUACUUUGAGAGAGGAUUCCGGGGUUUCUGGGUUGGCUUGACUAUUGGGUACCUCAAAGUCGUACCCAUGGCUGCCACUGGCUUCUUUGUCUACGAGCGUAUGAAGUGGUAUUUGGGGAUUUGA